AUGCAGCUACAGUGGAUCAUUUUCGGCUGCUGCGUGGGCUGGACACUUGCUCGGGGCGGAGGCAACAUCCUGCCAAAGCAGAGAGACUUUUUCGAGUGGCUUACGUCGAUUUUUUUGCCACCACUAACGACCACGACAUCGGCACCCACACCCACACCCACCAGCAGCAGCACCUCCUCCUUUCCCAUUGAAAGAGAAUGCGGCACGUGUCGCUGUGGCCUGAUCAACACACUCCACAGGAUCGUGGGAGGACAGGAGGCGCGCAUCCAUCAGUAUCCAUGGAUGGCCGUCAUACUGAUCCACGAUCGCUUUUACUGCGCGGGUUCCCUGAUCAACGAUCUGUACGUGCUCACAGCAGCCCAUUGUGUGACUGGAGUGCCGGCGGAGCUGCUCGCCCUGCGCUUCCUCGAGCACAAUCGCAAUCACCCGAACGUGGAUCUGCUGGUACAGAGAUCUGUCUCAAAGGUCAAGGUGCAUGAGCUGUACAAUGCGCGCAGCUUCGACAAUGACAUCGCCCUGCUGCGUCUCAGUCAACCCGUGGAUGUGCAGGGUCUGCACCUGAGACCCAUUUGCCUGCCCGUCCAAGGUCACAGCUUUGAGCACGAGAUGGCCAUUGUCACGGGCUGGGGAGCCCAGACAGAAGAUGGAUUUGUCAGUGAAAGUUUACAGGAGGUGGAUGUACUCGUAAUACCCCAAAGUGUUUGCCGCAACUGCACUGCGUACAAACCCAAAGAUAUCACGGACAAUAUGCUUUGUGCCGGACAGCUGGUUGAGGGCGGGAAGGAUGCCUGUGGCGGCGACAGCGGUGGACCCCUUCAGGUGACCUUCGACGAGCGACCGGGCCAGUAUCAGCUUGCAGGGAUCGUGUCCUGGGGCGUGGGCUGUGCCCGACCCAAUGCGCCCGGCGUCUACACGAGAGUCAAUCAGUAUCUGCGCUGGCUAAGUGCGAAUACCCCCGGAGCCUGCCACUGCAUACCCUCUCCCUCAGAGGAUUACUAA
Molecule: messenger RNA, 999 nt
Organism: Drosophila guanche
Lineage: Eukaryota; Metazoa; Arthropoda; Insecta; Diptera; Drosophilidae
Product: mite allergen Der p 3
Exons: 2
Coding region: 1-999 (332 amino acids)
Biological process (GO): proteolysis
Molecular function (GO): serine-type endopeptidase activity
Source: RefSeq, a predicted model, not a curated record